Molecule: messenger RNA, 2198 nt
Organism: Oxyura jamaicensis (ruddy duck)
Lineage: Eukaryota; Metazoa; Chordata; Aves; Anseriformes; Anatidae
Gene: WDR18
Product: WD repeat domain 18
Exons: 10
Coding region: 1-1299 (432 amino acids)
Biological process (GO): DNA-templated DNA replication; rRNA processing
Cellular component (GO): nuclear pre-replicative complex
Molecular function (GO): protein binding
Source: RefSeq, a predicted model, not a curated record
AUGGCGGCGCCCAUGGAGGUGGCGCUGGUGUCGGACGCCGCGGGGCCGCUCUGCAACUGCUCGGUGUGGGAGCUGCACUCGGGCUCCGCGCUGCCCGGAUACCGCGGCGGCAACAGCGGCCCGCGGGGCCUGGCGCUGCUGGGCGGCGAGCACCUGCUGGGGGCACAGCUGGGCAAGAGCUACAUCAACGUCUGGGAGCUGCAGCGGAAGGACCAGCUCCAGCAGAAGAUCAUUUGCCCGGGGCCAGUGACCUGCCUGACGGCGUCGCCCAACGGGCUCUACAUUCUGGCCGGCGUUGCUGAGAGCAUCUACCUGUGGGAGGUCUCCAACGGGAACCUCCUAGCCAUCCUGAACCGGCACUACCAGGACCUCACGUGCCUCUGCUUCACCGAUGACAGCAGCCACUUUCUGUCAGGGGCGAAGGACUGCCUGGCUCUGGUGUGGAACCUGUACAGCGUGCUGCAGGCAGAGCCCUCCCAGAUCCCAGACCCUCGCCACGUGUGGUCCCGACACAGCCUCCCUAUCACAGACAUGUGCUGCGGCUUUGGAGGGCCCCUGGCACGAGCUGCCACAGCAUCCCUCGACCAGACAGCAAAGCUCUGGGAAGUCUCCUCUGGGGAGCUCCUGCUGUCCGUCCUGUUCGACGUGGGGAUCAUGGCCGUGACCCUGGACCUCUCCGAGUACCACAUGUUCUGUGGGGGCAUGGACGGCUCCAUCUUCCAGGUUGACCUCUGUGCCUGGCCAGUCCAGAGAGACCGGACCUUCCAGACGGAGCGGGAGAACGGGAAGAUCUUCAAAGGGCACAGGAACCAGGUGACGUGUCUGUCCGUCUCCACGGACGGCAGCCUGCUGCUUUCCGGCUCACACGACGAAACGGUGCGGCUGUGGGACAUCCAAAGCAAGCAGUGCCUGAAGACGAUGAACCACAAAGGUCCGGUUACAAACGCCUUCAUCGUGCUGGCCCCAGCCAACAUGUUCAACCCGGAUGGGAAACCCAGCGUGCCUCUUCCGAAGUUCAGCAAGCACCUCUACGGCACCGAAAGCACCGACGAGCAGGGAAGCGAGGGAGUGACGCUGCGCCUCGGGCUCCACCAGCAGGACUGUGGGGAGAGCUACCUGGAGAAGGGCGAGAAGAUGUACUCCCAGAUGUGCUCGACGAGGGAAAAGAACCUGGUGGGAGACCAGGAGCAUCUGACGAUCCAGGUGAGCGAGCUGGAAGAGGAGGUGAGCACCCUCCGGAAAAUCAACAAGAACCUCUUCGACUUCUCCGCUCGCAUCAUCACCAAACCAGCCAAAUGAAGAGGCGACCCCCGGCCCUCACACCCCUCUGCCUCUCCCUGGGGAAGAACCAGCCAGCCCGCGGGCACGUGCGCACGCAGACGCGCAAGCACGCGUGGCUCGCCGCCUUGCCAGCGCGCGAGCGUGGCGUAACGCGCGGGAGCGUUUUGCCUGCUCGGUCUGGCCUCCCUUUGACUACACGACUGAGAUGGGCACGGGGCUGCGGGGCUGCUGCGUGUGCUCGCAGGCCGGCUGCAAGCAGGACACCACAGGGACCUUUUCCACCCCGAGGCGCUGCUCGGUGCUGCGAGAAGCGGCGUGGGCUGGAGCCGGGCAGCCCACGGAGCGGCCGGCUGCCGGCAGAGCGUCCCGGCGGCAGGGCGGCCUUCGGAAAGCAGCUCCUGCCCUUCUCCCGUCUCUUCCCCUGGUCUUUUUGUUUCCUUUCGUUACUCGACCCUGCGGUGCAGACAGAAAAGCGUUUUCUCUCUGUUAAUACCGCUUUGAGAUUGGAUUUCUGAGACCCCUUCCGCCCAGCCUGCCCUGGGAGAUGCUGCUUGGUACCGCCACCCCCGGGCCCCUGCUGGGGGCUUGGGGCUUGGUUCUGCUCCCACGAAGCGGGGGCUGCGCAGCUCCUGCACCCCCAUGCACCUGCCCCGGCCCAUGGGCAGGGGUCCGGGGGCGUCCGCGGGCUUGGCUGUUCGUUGCGGGGCACGGGGCUGCCGCUGGGGAGGGGCGGGGUGAGCACGGUGCUAUUCCCGAUCUCGGUGAGGUGACAGUUUAUAUAUAUUUUGAUCCAGCUACUUUGUUUUCCACGGUGUUCUGGGGACUCGGCCUUUUGUAUUGUCACUGGCAUGGCGGCGGGGGUUCUGGGUUUUGUUUAGGUUUAUUUUUUACAUAAAAGAUUUGUUUUUUAUAGUGAA